Messenger RNA from Cinara cedri, 354 nucleotides. Lineage: Eukaryota; Metazoa; Arthropoda; Insecta; Hemiptera; Aphididae. The record is from the annotation of a GenBank genome assembly.
AUGCAAGGAGCCGGGAAACGGCCGACGAAAGUCCCUGACCGGUACAACCCCAGUGCUUCUUACCGUACUCCUUCCAUACUACCUACUUUCGACCUAUCUCUAAACAUGUCUGACAACGAAAGUUCUACCGCUCGCUCUAUUUCCCCCCCUAUUGAAGACUGUCAACCUGACCUACGCUCUUUAUUACUUCAGUUCCAUACAGACUCCAAAAAGCAAUUUAAAGAGUCCCAAAGACAAUGUCAGAAUUCUUUCCUUGAUCUCAAAAAGGAUAUGACAGUUGAUCUCAAAAAGGAUAUGACAGAGAUCAACACUAAUCUAUUAUCAAUACUGGAGAGUACUUCAAAAAGGAUAUGA